UCCUCAGAUAAACUCAGCAUCUCCUCCUUCCUGGGAACAUGAAGCCGGUCUCCUUUGGACCCUGUGUGCUGGUUUUGGUUCCGGUCUGGUUCCUCGGGUGUUUCCUGGACCCGUCUCGCGCUCAGGAGGCGGCGGGCCCCGCAGCGCUGCGGCGCGGGCUGACAUGGCAGCACAACGGGCAGGUCUUCAGCCUCCUGAGCGGGGGGGCUCAGUACAGACCCAGCUCCAGGGGGCAGGCGGGGGGCCCCCGGCCCGGGAGCCCGGUGCUGGUCCUCAGCAGCACCAACGACACGGCCUCCGUGGCCCGCGGGUCCCCGAGGGUCCCCGCCGCCAGCGGCACCGCGCAGUUACGCGCCAUGACGCGCCAGCGGCCGCGCGUCCUGACGGACCAACCGGCGCCCGGGAGGGACGGAGACCCGGCCGGGACCCCCGCCUCCCGGGAGGACAUGAUGGUGGGAGAUGACCCCUAUAACCCCUACAAACAGCACGGCUACGACCCCUACUACAACCACUAUGACUCGUACUACAGACCCAGACCAAGAGCCCCGGCCCGACCCGGGUACGGAACCCGGUACCACCAGAACGGUCUCCCUGAUCUGGUUCCGGAUCCGUACUACAUCCAGAUCGCGUCCUACGUCCAGAGGACGCCCAUGUACAACCUGCGCUGUGCAGCCGAGGAGAACUGCCUGUCCUCGGUCUGAGUCCAGGAUGUUACGACACCUACAACGCCGACAUCGACUGUCAGUGGAUCGACAUCACCGAUGUCCCACCUGGAAAAUACAUCCUGAAGGUGACGGUGAACCCGCGGCAGCAGGUUCCUGAGUCCAACUUCAACAACAACGUGGCUCGGUGUGAUGUGCAGUACACGGGCCACGCUGCUCACUUCUCUGGAUGCUCACUGACCGG
Molecule: messenger RNA, 906 nt
Organism: Austrofundulus limnaeus
Lineage: Eukaryota; Metazoa; Chordata; Actinopteri; Cyprinodontiformes; Rivulidae
Gene: lox
Product: lysyl oxidase
Biological process (GO): collagen fibril organization; peptidyl-lysine oxidation
Molecular function (GO): copper ion binding; protein-lysine 6-oxidase activity
Source: RefSeq, a predicted model, not a curated record